Messenger RNA from Eleginops maclovinus (Patagonian blennie), 3197 nucleotides. RefSeq names its product BCL2 associated agonist of cell death b (gene badb). The record is from RefSeq and is a predicted model, not a curated record. Lineage: Eukaryota; Metazoa; Chordata; Actinopteri; Perciformes; Eleginopidae. Bases 180 to 701 code for a protein of 173 amino acids. Gene Ontology annotation, biological process: apoptotic process. The transcript has 4 exons.
CCUAGCUCGCAACAGUGACGUCAUCGCGCAGCGGCGGUGCACUGACGCUCGGCGAUUGGGUAAGCGAGGAGCUAAAGUGUAUUGUACAUUAAAAAGACAAGGCGCCGAUAACAAAAACAACACCUGCGGCCGCAUGAGGCCAGCUAAGGACACACUCGCACUGUCGGGCUCCGGUUAAAAUGAUUUCGGAUGUGACGAUGGCUGCACACUUCACUAUUUCUGACAGUGAGUCAGAUUCAUCAGAAGAGGUUGAGGAAGGACAAAAUAACCAACCAUCCCCUGUCCAGGAGCAGCAGCUUCCGCAACGACACUCCCUCACCCUUCCUGAGCUCAGAUUGGCAGGGACCGGGCGAAUCAGGCUGAACUCAGAGUCCCACGCUUACACUGUCUCCCGAGAUGAAGAGCUCCAGGCUCGGGGAGAAGAUGAGGUCUGCACACCCACAGAGGGAGCUCCAUUCAGGGGACGGUCCAAGUCAGCUCCCCCUGCUCUUUGGGCAGCCAAGAAAUACGGCCGGCAGCUCCGGAGGAUGAGCGAUGAGUUCGACAGCAUGCUGGACAAAGGGGAAAUGAAAAAGGUGAGGAGUCCCGGGCCGGCCAAACAGAUGCAACACUCAAAAACCUGGUGGAGCUACCUCUUCAGUCACCAGGAGACGGAGGGAGAGAACAACCACCAUGAGAACCAAACUCACCGCAACGAAUAGGCACCAAGAGAGGAAAUUAAGAGGGACUUGAGGUUUAAGGAAUGAGAAGAAAGCAAUGGGGAAGCCAAGAGAACAAUUGUGAUGAGAACAAAAAGACCUGCUCUGAUGGAAGAAAGGUUGGUUUGAACAAAAAGAUCCCAAAACACAAAAAGGCGUGGCUAAGUGUCUCAUCCUAGUCGUGUCAUUUUUAUACAUUAUUGGUAACUACAUUUAGGUAAACCUUUUUGUAUUUAUGUUGGUUGUGAUGUAAAGUUUAUAGCUGGGCAUCGCACUGUGAAAUGGUAAGAGUCAGUCAGGCAUGAGGAUGGAAUGGUGGCUAUCUGAACCCCAUAUAAUCUAUAAAAAGACCAAGAGAGGAGAGAUGAGCUCUUGAAAACACAAAGAAAGACCAGCAUUAAGGGGAUUUGAGUGGUGACUACUUAGUUUAAAAAGGUGCUAACCACUUCAGUUGUCUCUCCCAUCAACACUAUGCAAUAUACUGUGGAUGGAAAGGUAUAAAUGCACUGGAAUCAAACACCCAAGGCCACAUUGAAUGCUGUUAGAAUGUCCUUCCUCAUCUUCUUGAGGAAACGUGUUACUAAUGCUUGUUUUGCUCCGAAUGCUAGUUCAUGGAGACCACUGUAAAUGAGUGCCAAAAUGACCUGCAGGUAACAGAGGAUGGAGGAUAAAAAUGGGAAGGAUUUUUUAAAGUAUUCAGCUCAGGCCUUUAUCUAACCUCCUGUUCUACUACCUGUAAGGUAGUACAAUUUAAACAACUGUACGUACUUGACUAUCUUUAACUGCUUUAUAUCUCAAAUUUAUCAAAAGAAGAACAAUCUUGUACAAGGACAAUCUCUGACUGCGCAGAAAAUACUAUCUUUUGUAAGACUUCAGGGUUAGAAUAUAUCUGAAGAAAAGGACAUUACUAUAACAUUUAAAAGCACAAACCAAUAUGAAUUUAUCUUUUCAAAGCCUUUGAUGAGCAAAAAAAAAAACCUUGUAACUUUAAUGUGUAAAUAUUUUGUUCAUAUUUUAUCAAAUUGCAGGGGUGCUUUGGGGUUAUGAGCUAUGUGCUUAAGCCAGAAUUGUAUUUAUCGAGCUCUUAUUUUACAAGGUUACCAUGCUAUUUAAUAAGGUUGGCCAACCUAGCAAUAGGCAGUGUACAAUCCAUGGCUGUUGUGAUAAAUAUAUGUGCAUAUUUAAAUAUUUGGGAGGGGAUAUAUUAACUGCUAUACAAGGAGCGACACACAAGCCUUUGGCCUCAUUUUAAAUCAGCACCAAGUGCGUAAAGGAGGUGGAUUUAGAGUAAAGUCACAUUUAAAACACUGGUGGAAAGGAUUUAAACUUGGCUUCUCAAAACCAUUUGUUCAGGAAAAUCAGUUUCCUUGAGUUUAGAUGCAGGUUGUUCACUCUUUAUCUGCAUUAGGAUGUGAAUACAAUGGGAUCUUAAUUUAUGAAGCCUUAAGUCUAAGAGUGCUGAUCUAGAUUUGCUUUUUAUGCAUUCAAUUCUGGCUUAUAUAUAAACUAAGAUCAGGACUUCUACAUGGCUUGGUAAAUAUAUAAUUUGGCUAUUUGUGACUUGUUUAUCAAUGUGAUUAUUGAAAAUGGUAAUAGGUUUGUUCUUCUUGUGUCUUACUCUCUUCCUCUUGACUUGUAGGGUUGAGUUGUGAAGUGUUGCAGGCUGAGGGGGCUGCAUUUGUAUCGUCUUUUAAACAAAAAGCUUUUCCUAAACUUGGUUAAAUGGGAAACUUUUUUUAAUCAGAUUAUUGGACAAUCUGAAGGGGCCAUUGUUUUUAGAGAUUUAAUCAAGUUAUCUAUAUGUUUUAGUAAAGCUCCCUACUCAAUGAAUACAGUUAGACUAGGCUGUUACAUUUUAGCUACUUUAAAAAGGGACUAACAUUUGAUAUCCCAUUCCAUAAACAGAUUAACAAGGAAAUGAGGAAAGGGUGUUUAAAUAGUUGUGUUAUCACAACAAAUAGUGUUUCCACUCCUAGUUGUCCUGUACUUGGACACAAGAAUGACAGUAAAUCAGCUGAUAGAGAGUUUGUACACGGUGUUCAGAGCUUAGGGUCAGAUAUGAAUUUAAAGACAAUAACAUUGUCAACAUGAAUGCCUUGAAUAUGCUUUAACUGUGGUGUACCUGUGCAUAAUCAGCCAUGUCUGUUUACCCGAUUACCGCCUUAACUUCUAGGUCACUGUCACCUAUAACGCUCAAGAGAAAGUCGAUAUGAAAUGCCGUUUGAUGGAAUUCACAUUGUGGUUCUGACUGUUAAACAUUAGUGGCAGUGAACACUCCCCAGAGGCGAAUCCUGCUUGGGCACCUGGAGUUUUGCAACGAUCCUUGGUAUUACUUGAAUCUGGAGAUGUGUGUGUGUGGUGAAAAUAGAAUUUGAAUAUUCCCUCCUUUUUUGGAAAUUCCUUUUCCUUUUUUUAAUAACUUUUGUAAAUUUUCUCUACAGCUGUGAAACUUCUUGUAUAUGCGGUCUUGAAUAAAUAAUUUUAAGAGUGGUUUUAAAA